AUGUCUGGCCGUGCGCUCGACGGUGCGUUCGAGCUUGAUUUCGUCUGCCCGGUUGGCUUCGGGCUUGACUCGUCGUCUGAAUCCGAGCUCGAUUCUUCAUCUGAGCCCGCGCUCGGCUGGGUGUUAGGGCGCGAGGUUGAUGCCUCGUUUGGGCGCGAGUUGGACAGUACCUUCGGCCCUGAACUUAACUGCACUGCCGACUGCACGGUCGACUGUGAGUUCUUCCUUGUCUGCCAAUCUCCUUUAUGA
Molecule: messenger RNA, 249 nt
Organism: Penicillium subrubescens
Lineage: Eukaryota; Fungi; Ascomycota; Eurotiomycetes; Eurotiales; Aspergillaceae
Exons: 1
Coding region: 1-249 (82 amino acids)
Source: RefSeq, a predicted model, not a curated record